Molecule: messenger RNA, 168 nt
Organism: Laccaria bicolor S238N-H82
Lineage: Eukaryota; Fungi; Basidiomycota; Agaricomycetes; Agaricales; Hydnangiaceae
Exons: 1
Coding region: 1-168 (55 amino acids)
Source: RefSeq, a predicted model, not a curated record
AUGCUGCCUAAGAAGAAAGUCAAUGCCACCUCAGAAGCACUAAAUGCUUGUCCUGCUGAGGUGAUCUGGCCGUUUAUCAACCGAUCAUGGCAGUGGAUGUUGGCUUAUCACAUCAGAUUGACUGGGGAGGCUGCCCAGUGGGCUGUGCGAAAGCAAAAAGGGCACUGA